UACGCUUAACGCUGACCACUGUGCAAUAAAGAAAAUAUAAGCUACAUGGUCACAAAACCCGUCACUGAAUAGUGAAUAGUGAGUGGCUAGACGCUAGUACCUACAAACAUUUUACUUUUAAGUCGUACUUAUCUAUUUGCUUUAUUUUUGUUUUAUCUACCUAGUGGUAAAGUUGCACUGUAACUUUUUUAUUUUAACAUAAUUUUGAUAUUGUACAAUUCUAGUUUAGAACAUAAUUUCUGUGGUCAGUACAAUCUACUAGUGGAUGAAACUGAAAUUUUAACAGUCAUUCCUGUUUACACUAUUUAGUGAAUUUUCAGUUGACUUUUUAUGUUUUAACUUAAGUAUUUGUGUAUUUUUUUAAAUUUAUUUCUCAUAAACUACCUAACAUCAUGGCUACGAAAAAGACACGUUAUGGUCUGAAAGAAAACCGGAUUCCUAUUGGAAAGAAAAAAGCUAGUAUCAAACUUGCAAAUGAAAAAUUCAAAAAUGACGAUUGUGCUGAUGAAUGUAUUGUAAAGAAAAAGGUAACAAAAUCUAACAAAAAAUCUGCCAACAGUGAACCCCUUCAAACAAUAAAUAUUAACUUAGAACCUACUAAUACAUCGUUGGUUAUUAAGAAGGAAAUUCCCAAAUCUAAAUUAAGUACCAUUACGGAAAUUGAAGAAAAUACUGCUAAAAACAAUGAGACAAAAUUAAAGAAAAAGCUAAUCCACAACAAUGUAAAAAAAAAUCAGAGUACAUUAUCAAUUGAGAAUAAAGAAAGUAUUGAAGAGUCUACAAAGUUAAUAAGAAACGUCAUUGAUGAUUUAGACAACACUGUAAAUGAUAUGAAACAUACAGUUUCUGAAACACCCGUUGUUUUGAGUCCUUAUGUUUGUACUACACGUGGACAGAAGUGGCGACCAAGCCCAAGGAAACCUCCUAAAUUAUCUGAAUUAUUUGACAAAUAUGAAGAUAACAGUGUUGCAGAUGUUUAUAGGAAAAAACUUGAUGAUAAAACUGUGGAACUACAACAAAAAGCAAAGUUUUGGGCAGAAAUUUCUUCAGAUAACAACAGUAUACCAAUAGAUUUCAAAGAUGAAAUUGAUGUUGUUUGUGGCCAAACAAAACUAUUGACAACUGAUAAAUUUAUGCAAAUGCGUUCAUUAAUAGAAGAAUUUGAUAAUAAAUCUGGAUCAAUGCCAAUAAAAACUGCAGACUUGGAUGGUUUUUGGGACAUGUUACUACUACAAGUCGAAAAAUUAGAAAAUCAAUUUAAAGAGUUAUCCAUGAUGAAAAAAAACAAUUGGGUUCCUUUGCAACCCGUCGUAAAAAAAGUUAUCAAUAAAACUGAAAAAACAGUGAAAGUGUCUCAAGUGAAAUCCAAAUUAACAGAAUUUCUUAAAAAUCAAAGAAUAAAAGCUAAACCGAUGACAACAAACAAUGAAAAUAACAAUCCAACUGAUUCUUCAAAUUCAUCACAUUUUCAUGAGAUGAAAUCAUCAAAUAAUACUUGUUUGAUUUCCAGUACACCAACAUCAAUUAAUCAAAAGAAUGUCAGCUUUACACCUAUGUUAUUAAAAACUAUGGAGCUAUCAUAUGUUGCUCGUAGGUCUGGUAUGACGCCAAUUGUUUUGGCUGAUCAACAUGUUUCGCCAUUAAAACCUGCUUUAAAAAAAUCUGCUAAAGAAAAAGGAGUGAAACGUAAAAAUAUUCAUUUUGAAUCUCCUAAAGCAACCUCAGACGAUUUUGUGACUCCUCAAAAUUCUUAUAAUUGUGAUAAUGUAAAACACGUACAAGAGAGAAUUGCUACUCCGCAUAAUAAAAGAAACUCCAACAAUAAACCAAACAAAACUAGUAGUGAAACAAAUGUGAGGCGAUCUUCUAGACUAGCUUCUAAACCAUCAAAAAAUUACAAAAUGUAAUGGUUUUAACUACUUAUCUUGUUUUUUUAUCACUUAUAGUUUUUGAUUUGACAUAAUAUCCUUAUAAGUUUGCUGGUUUUUUAACAUUUCUAAAUAAACUGUGUAUUUUCUGUUGUGAUACCUAUAAUUAUAAUAAUAUUUUU
Adelges cooleyi (spruce gall adelgid) is the source of this 2050-nucleotide messenger RNA. It is a transcript of the gene mars, whose product is annotated as guanylate kinase-associated protein mars. The record is from RefSeq and is a predicted model, not a curated record. Gene Ontology annotation, biological process: mitotic spindle organization; signaling; regulation of mitotic cell cycle. NCBI's taxonomy places the organism in Eukaryota, Metazoa, Arthropoda, Insecta, Hemiptera, Adelgidae. Gene Ontology annotation, molecular function: microtubule binding. Gene Ontology annotation, cellular component: cytoplasm; nucleus; spindle pole centrosome. The coding region runs from base 393 to 1907 and encodes 504 amino acids. The transcript has 9 exons.